AUGCAGUUAUUAAGCGAAUGGAGGAGGGCAUCAAGUCGGAAGCGCGCUGCGGAGGAAAGCAGUGAAGAGAGCUCGAGAAAGCGCACGAGAGAUGAUAAUGGAAGGCGUGGCUCAACUGGAAUUGGGACUGGAAAUAUACUCGACCAAGAGUACAAAAUUCGUGGAAAUUCCACCGCUAUGAAAGAUGGGUUUCAUCAUCCAUCAUCGCCAUUGAAAAAAGAAUCGGCUUCGUCUCCCGUGGCUACGGAACCACUGCCGUCACCGCCAAUACAUCCGGACCGGCGAGCCAACUUCUUCAAUGCUGCUCCUGCUCCUGCUCUUGCUCCUGCGCCUGCUUCCGCUUUUGCUCCCGGUCCUCUCGGAGACAAGGCGGACUUUCCUCCGAGUCCGUUGUCACGAAGCCCAGAGCACAUCAACAACACUGAAACUGAGGAGCAAAGAACUACAUUUCUUCCUUCACCGUCACACCCAAACCUCCGCAUAGACACCAUUCGCACUUUGAGCAGCUUCGAUCCACGAGGUCCGGAUUACAGUCCCGCCAUGACUUCACAUUCCAAUGAAAAGUCACGACCAAGCCAUGAUCCACGGAAACCAUUAAACGAUAGCUACCCUUAUAAUGCCAACCCGCCACCACGCCGAAAAUCCGACAUCAUGCCUCCCCCCACCAAUGCCACCAAGAUUACUCGGUCGGAGGCCUCCACUCCAAAACUUACCUCUUCGCCUACUAACAGUGACCUUGAACGCCGGCAAUUCUUGACUACCCAGCCCCAAAUACCUCUACUCGACAGCCUCAAUGGCUUUGCUCAAAAUAUCAUGUCAGCUGCUAGCUUGACCGUGAGACGCGACCUUAUCAAGCAGCAGGCUGUCGGACAGCAAAAGGAGCGUGACCGACAGGCCAAAUUCAAAUCUACUUUUCUUACACUAAUUGAAGAUGCCGAAGCAAGAGUCGAAGGUGUCGAGAAAGUUGCCGUGGGGAUCGAAAAGCAGAUAGAUCUGAGCUCGGAGGCCCAAACCAAAAUCGUCAUUGCCUUAGCCUCCCAGCUACAAGAAGCUGAAAUCUCCGACGCUCCGUCCAGCGCCCGUGAUCAAGGCCUUCUCAAGGAUGCUAUUGCUGAUAUGAAAGCGGACCUCAAGGCUGCUAAAAAGGAGAUGGAGAACACCAGUGAUCGCAGCCGCUUCAAGGAACAUCUUGCUGAUAUAAAGGCCGAUCUCAAGGCUGCUGGAAAGGAUAUAGACUACCUGAACCGCGAAGCUGUAAUGCCCGACAAAUUGCAUAAGAAGCUCCGUGGUCUGGCGACCAAAGAUGAGCUUCAGGGACUGGUUACUAAAGAUGAGCUUCGUCGUGUCACUACAGAUGAGGUUCGCAAGCAUGUUACCGAGGCACUGGUACCAACGGAGAAGAAACUCGCUUCGCUGAUCGUAGAGAACGCAAAUCUAAAUCAGAAAACAAAAGGCGUUGAAGUUGCCAUACACAAGCAUCACGAGACAGCGGAAGAAAGGGAUCAGCAACAAUCUUCUCGGUUCGGCCGUUUAGAUACCUCUUUGAACGACAUGCAGAUGGAGCUAAGCCGCUUAGAGCUGAUACUCCAAGAACAAAGACAAGAUUAUGCUACUGUCAAGGUCGAUCUAGGAGCCCAAGACAAAGCGCUGACCGACCUCGACACUUACGUGAGGCGCGAUCCGAGCGAUGACGAUCCCAGCUUGGAAACACUAGUCCUGAGAAAUUCAGAUCAGAUUCAGCUGUUACAACAAGACUGCGAGAAGCUCGAUAAUGUGGUACGGCAAACUCAGGACCUCCAAGCUGCUUCAAUAAUCGAAUCCUCGCCUCAGGUCUCUAAUGCAUCUGCCAAGGUCGAUACGAGCAUUGAAGAAGAGGUGAAGUUGAUUCGGCAUGGCCUGGAUGCUCUGGAAGCCGACCGAGAGAAGGUCGCACUGAUUCGGACCGACUUGGAUUCUUUAAUCAAUGAAGAAAAGCUCAAGGAUGUGGGCGUAGCUGAAGGGUUCGAAGUGAUGGAAAUGAGUCUGAACAAACAACGUGAAGACUUAGCCCGUCUUCAAAACGAGUUCAGAGUAGUCAAGCAAUCGCAGGCUUCUCAAACGGUUCCGAACCAUCCUCCAACACCACCAUUCGCUAGUGCUUCCACGAGUCCUCGUGAACCAGAUCACCAGAAGCUGCAAGACGUGGAGAUCUGGCUCACAAAGCUGACGAAAACCACCCAAGGUCUCGAGUUGUUCGUCAAUUCUCAACAACAGAAGUUUGAUGGACUAACCUCAGACCGCGUCGUGCAGAGCAUGGUCCAUCAAAUGCAGCAGAUGUACCCGCAUCACCCAGGCAAUCUUCUUGCUCUACUCAAUCAGACUGUAGCGAGGCAAACUAGGGUGGACAGCUAUCUCAGUGGAAAUCUCAAAGAUCGUCUAGCCAACAUCGAAUCUCAAAUGGCUGCCCGAGUGGACACAGACUCUAAAAUCGAAGAGAUCACUCAGUUCACGACCGAGAGCCGAAAAAUCCUCUUAGCCACCAUCCACAGUCUAAAACAGGACAUCGAGGGACUGAAAGAAGUAGCAAUCAACAACCGUCCGCAAGAGACUUCUGACCAUGGCAACCGAAUCGAUGAACUGGCAGAUAGAGUGACGGCCGUCGAAGCGAAAUAUGUCAAAGCAAUCGGCGAUUUUCAGGCAAAUCAAACGGAUCUGAUCCGUAAUGUCACUCACCUACAGUUUCGAAAUGCGACCGGCUCUGCCAGAAAUACGCCCGGAGAGCUUACUGUUGUGUCGAGAAGCUCGAAGAGCGUUGAGCCUAAUGGAAAUACCCUCUCCUUUGAGAAUGUUGACCAUUCCAACAGCUCCGACACAUCUUCCAGUCAGCGUUCGAGUCGUGGAGUACGACGAGACAGAGAAGAGCGCCGUCCUUCUGACCCCAACCUCAAGAGGAAAGCGGUCGAUUCAGAUGACGAAGAUGAGGGCGAGGAUGCUAGGCCUACGAAUGCAAAGAAGGUUCCCAGGAGAAGAAAUGUGUCAGGCAAAAAUCCUUUUUCGUAA
Messenger RNA from Letharia lupina, 3039 nucleotides. RefSeq lists its product as uncharacterized. The transcript is spliced from 3 exons. Lineage: Eukaryota; Fungi; Ascomycota; Lecanoromycetes; Lecanorales; Parmeliaceae. The coding region runs from base 1 to 3039 and encodes 1012 amino acids. The record is from RefSeq and is a predicted model, not a curated record.